UAUGAGUGCUGAUUCGGAGGAACAGAAUAGGUAAAUAAACUUGUAAAUGAUAAAUCAAGGGAUGUUUCAAAUGAUCCAUAACCAAAACCUGACAAUAAGAAAGUACAAGAUUUUACAGAGGAUUGGGGGUAUUAAGGAAACCCAUCACCACGAUUUACACCUAUGCCCUAUCAAUAAUUAUUUCCUCCCAUGUGUCCUCCUCCAUUUGAAUUAGAAAAAUAAGGUAUCACGAUGACCUUCUAUGCAAGUCUAUCAUGACUAUGAUCCACAGAAAUAUCCCCAAAUGAACAGUGAUAGGAAAGGACCAAGUAGAUAUCCUUAUCCAAAGCAUUUAUUAGGUGAAGUUCCACAUAUGGAUCACAUUGACGAUGAUCCCCAUCGUAUCCCUAUGCAUUAUCCUUUCGGCUAUUAUCCCCCUAUGAAAUACCAACCAUAACCAAUGUUUAUGAAAUAUCCACCUCCUCCAUAGUAAGGUUAGGCUUAUAUGGUUCCACCCAAUCCAUGGUAUCAUCCAAGACCAUAGUAAUAAUUAAUGCCUCCAUUUUGUUAUUAUCCAUAAUCUCAAUAUGAUGGACUGCAAUGUUAAAAUACAGUUUCAAAGGAACUGUAAUCCAAAGUGUUACAAUUAGUUUAAUAUCAAAAAGUUUCAGAUUUUUAAUGUAAUUGCAAAAAAAGCAAAUGUCUGAAACUCUAUUGUGAAUGCUUUGCUAAUAAUUGGGUAUGAGAAUUAAUAAUAUUUAUAAAAAAAGGUAUGUUCUCAAAGCUGCAAUUGCUAGGAUUGUAAAAAUAGAAUUGAUAAUCCAUAAGAAAGAUCAAAAGCUAUAGAGGAAGCAUUAUUAAGAAAUCCAGAUGCUUUUGCAUAAUGUUUUUAAUAAAAGAGUUAAACCUAAUUCUCUGUCUAAUAAUAAGGUAAUAUUGAAUGUUAAAAAUUUAAGAUAAACCUCUUAAAGAACCUACAAAGGAAAACUCAAAUAUCACAAGAAAAGGAUGUAAUUGUAAGAAGUCUGGAUGUAAAAAGAAAUAUUGUGAAUGUUAUAGUCAAAAUUUAAAAUGUAGUGAUUUAUGCAAAUGUGAAUAAUGUCUUAAUAGAACUGAUGCUGAGAUAUAAGCUUAAUAAGAUAUAGCUUAAGUUUUGAAUUCUUAGGAUUAAGUUAAUGUAGAUAUAAAGGUCAAUUAAAAAUCUAAAAAAAUAAAGAAAAUUGGUAAUGGAAAUGAAGAUAAAAGUGAUUCAUAGAAACCUGUUGUUUAAUUGAAAAUAAAUGUUAAUAAUAAUAGUAGUCGAAAAAAAUAAGAUAAAAAGUGAA
Molecule: messenger RNA, 1304 nt
Organism: Paramecium pentaurelia
Lineage: Eukaryota; Ciliophora; Oligohymenophorea; Peniculida; Parameciidae
Source: the annotation of a GenBank genome assembly